Cladophialophora yegresii CBS 114405 is the source of this 1404-nucleotide messenger RNA. RefSeq lists its product as uncharacterized. The transcript has a single exon. The coding region runs from base 1 to 1404 and encodes 467 amino acids. Lineage: Eukaryota; Fungi; Ascomycota; Eurotiomycetes; Chaetothyriales; Herpotrichiellaceae. The record is from RefSeq and is a predicted model, not a curated record. Gene Ontology annotation, molecular function: protein binding.
AUGGCGCCUGAACCUGUCCCGCGUCCUCCCGACGCCACAGAACCUGAAGAUGACGACCUCCUCGACGCCGACGAAGCCGCUGAGGAGAUCAUCGACGAAGACGGCGACCACCCGAUGGACGACGAUGACGACCUCGACGCCGAAGAACAGGAAAUCCAGCUACAGAAUGACUCGGCCGCCCACUUUGACGCCCACACAGACAGCAUUUUCUGCAUAGCACAACACCCCACGAACGCGGACAUUGUAGUGACUGGCGGUGGCGAUGACGUCGCAUACCUGUUCGACGCGUCGAUACCGGCAGCUCCACAAGAAAAGCAGCAAGGCGAAAGAGCAGGCAUCUCCCCACUACAGAAACUAGACGGACACACGGACUCGGUCAACGCCGUAACCUUCACAUAUCCGCGCGGUGAAUACGUGCUCACCGCGGGGUUGGAUGGGAAACUGCGCACCUACCGGUCCGACGAUCUGUCCGGAUCCAAAGCGUGGAUUUUCGUCGCCGAGAUCGCCGAGGUGGAAGAAAUCAACUGGCUGGCUGCGUCGCCGAACAGGGAGCACGAAAACGUAGUCGCUCUGGGCGCCAACGACGGCUCUGUCUGGGUGUACAAGAUCGAUGGAGACGACAAAACCUCCCCCUUGACGAUCGUACAGGCCUUCUAUCUGCACACCGCGUCGUGUACAGCCGGGGCGUGGACCCCGGACGGCAACCUCCUCGCGACGGCCUCCGAGGACGGAAGCCUCUACGUGUGGGACGUCUUCUCGACAGGCCAGGCUGUCGUGUCCAAGACUGCCACGGAUCAACGCUUCGAGGUCGAAGGCGGGUUAUACAGCGUCGCGUGCACUACGUCGUUGGUCGCCGUGGGGGGAGCAGGCGGGAACAUCAAAGUCGUGGGUCUACCUCAAGCGGCGGACCAGGAUAAGAAGACAAAACCCAAGGGCGCUCCCAAGCAGGUUGCCUCGUCGGCGGGGCAGAUCCUAGCGUCGAUGCAGGCACAGAGCGACGGGAUCGAAACCCUGUCCUUUUCCUCGCCACCCCUGACCAUUCUGGCCGCCGGCAGUGUCGACGGUUCGGUCACCCUUUUCGACACGGCCCACCGAUUCGCCCUGCGGAGACACAUCAAGGAAGCGCACGAAGAGUUCGCGGUCGUGAAGGUCGAUUUUGUGCGCAGCCCCCAGAAAGGAGGCUGGCUUUUGACCACCGCGGGCAUGGACGGCGUGGUCCGCCGCUGGGAUGUCCGAGGCGGGACCACGGCCGCUGGGCAGGGUUUCGUCGGCGAGUGGAAGGGUCACAGGGGAGAGGGCGAGGGAGGGGGAGUAUUGGGUUUCGUGCAGGGGGGUGGCGGACACAGAAUCGUCACAGCCGGCGAUGACGGCGUCAGCUUGGUCUUCAGGGCGGAUAUCUCAUGA